AUGAAAAAGUUCAUUUUCGAACGGGAGGAGAAGAUUCUUUGUCGGGCUCAGGUCAACCCGGCCACAAAGGGCAGCCAGAAGUCCAGCCUUCAGCCCGAAACUCCAUACCACCCCGUUGCGACAAACAUUAAAGCGAAAAAACAGGAAAAGCAAAAAGCUGCCAGGCACGGCAAAAACCGUGCCUCUCCAUCGAUAAACACCGAGAAUCGGGUCUUCGAGAUUCCGAACGCCACCGGGAUUCCAUCACACGGAAUCAUCAUGCGCGGAUCGUGA
Molecule: messenger RNA, 273 nt
Organism: Penicillium concentricum
Lineage: Eukaryota; Fungi; Ascomycota; Eurotiomycetes; Eurotiales; Aspergillaceae
Exons: 1
Coding region: 1-273 (90 amino acids)
Source: RefSeq, a predicted model, not a curated record